ACAGAGACAUGGAACGGAGAUCCUGAGCGCAUGCGCGUAACCACAGCUAUGAGUGAAUCCUCAUCCAUUCAUAGUGAGAAACUACGCAGCCUCGCAAGAGACAUUUCUGAACUCAGCCAGAAUAAAGCCACAAGUCGCCAGGACACAGAUGAAUCUGAUGAGCCAGUCCCUUGUCAUGGAGGAGGAGUGUGUUUUGCUGAUGGAUGCAGGAGAGUGGACUAUGUGCUAGUCUAUCACUGUAAGAGACGCUGUUCUAUUGUCUCCAAUGGAAACCUGCCCUCAACGAGUCCCAACGCUUUGCACAGAGACAGCCAGGAUGACCAGGCAGAAGUAGAGCUGGAGUCAGGACAGGCUUCAGGCCAUGGAGAAAAGGAAAAGGCUUUGAUAAGGAAGGAGUUUGAAAGAGGGCUACAGGAACAGGGGCUGGAGAUUGAACGUGAUGUAGAGAUGAAGACAGUGCGAUUUACCCGGCUGCAUGUUCCCUGGUCUGUGCUUAGUCGUGAGGCAGAGCUUCUUAAGAUCAAAGUUCCCACCAAGAUUACAUAUGAGUUAAAAGGUAAAACAGGGUUUGCAGGAGCAAUAUGUUCAUUUUGGGAGAAGCUUAAUCAACCCUUCCAGCCAGGGGUCCCAGCUCUUCAAAACCCACAUACAUGUGUUUUGUCACUCCCAUUCAGCAGAGAAAAGCUACACCUAUUUGACAUCAAGACGAAAAACACCCUGUUUGAUAGUGCAACACGAGGACGAAUAGUUUUUGAAAUCCUAAGGCGCACAGCCUGUACCCAGUCAUGUCAGACUAUGGGCAUCUCGUCAUUACUGGCUAAGGGUGUCUAUGAUGCAGCUUUUCCCCUGCAUGAUGGAGACUUCAAUAGCUCAGAUGAUAAAGAGCAUCCCAAUAAUAGACAGUUGUUGCAUGAUGAAUGGGCCAAUUAUGGUGUUUUCUUCAAAUACCAACCAAUUGACCUUAUCAGGAAGUAUUUUGGAGAAAAGAUUGGUCUGUAUUUUGCUUGGUUGGGAGUGUACACACAGUUGCUUAUACCUGCCUCAGCAAUGGGAAUUGUAGUGUUCCUGUAUGGCUGGCUGACUGUCGAUACAAAUGUUCCCAGUCAGGAGAUGUGUGAUGAGCGGCUGAACUUCACCAUGUGUCCCAUGUGUGACCAAGUGUGUGAUUACUGGCAGCUAAGCAGUAUGUGCAGCACAGCGCGAGCCAGCUAUCUCUUCGACAACCAUGCCACUGUAGCCUUUGCUAUUUUUAUGUGCCUCUGGGCUGCUGUUUUCCUGGAGCACUGGAAGAGAAAACAGCGGUGUCUGCAGCACAGCUGGGAUCUAACUGGCAUAGAUGAUGACGAAGAUAGAGCUGAGGAUGAGCUUCGGCCAGCAUAUGAAGAUUUUCUUCUUCAGAAGCAACAGAAAAAGGGCAAAAACAAAAAGAAAGAACAGACAGAUGAGAAAACAAAUGACAUAGGUAAAGAGAAGCUGCUGUCUGCGAAAGGAGGACAUCCACCGUUUGUUUCAGAAUCUCUUUCAUGGAGGGAUCGGUUACCAGGAUACUGCAUCAACUUAUCUUCCAUACUCCUUAUGGUGGGGGUGACAUUGUCUGCAGUGUCCGGUGUUAUUCUGUACCGCAUCAUUGUUUUUGCAGUGAUGUCAAUGAACCCUGACCACGAGGCUAAAGCCAAUGUGCGUGUUACUGUGACAACCACUGCAGUCAUUAUCAACCUGCUAGUGGUUUUGGUCCUGGAUGAGAUCUAUGGGGCAGUAGCAGCUUGGAUCACAGAACUAGAAAUUCCAAAGACUGAAGCAGCAUUUGAGGAGCAUCUGAUCCUGAAGGCUUUUCUGCUCAAGAGCAUGAAUGCUUUUGCACCUGUCUUCUAUGUUGCCUUCUUCAAGGGCAGGUUUGCAGGACGCCCAGGUGAUUAUGUGUACGUUUUUAAAGACUUCCGUAUGGAGGAGUGUGCUCCCGCAGGCUGUCUUAUAGAAGUCUGUAUUCAGCUUGGCAUGAUAAUGCUUGGGAAGCAGCUCAUCCAGAAUAAUGUUUUUGAGAUCGCCAUUCCAAAGCUGAAGAAGCUGUAUCGUGCAUAUAAGGAAGAGAAGGAUGGUGGUGAGAAGAAGAAGGACAAGGAUCCGAACCGUCCACGGCACCGCUGGGAGUUAGAUUAUCAGCUGGAGCCAUAUGGCGGUCUGAAUCCAGAGUAUAUGGAAAUGAUUAUCCAGUAUGGGUUCGUAACACUUUUUGUGGCAUCCUUCCCGCUGGCUCCAGUCUUUGCUCUACUCAACAAUGUAAUUGAAAUUCGCCUUGAUGCAGCCAAAUUUGUUACUGAAAUACGGAGACCUGAUGCUGUCAGAGCAAAGGAGAUUGGUAUAUGGUACAACAUCCUGAGUGGAAUUAGCAAGUUUGCUGUCAUUACAAAUGCAUUUGUCAUUUCCUUCACGUCUGAGUUUAUUCCUCGUAUGGUGUAUCAGUAUUUGUACAGUGAGACAGGCACCAUGCAUGGCUUUAUAGACCACACUUUGGCAUACUUCAACACCAGCAACUUCAAACCAGGAACGGCACCUAACAGCACACGAUUUGACAGGGAACUCCGUAUCUGCAGGUAUAAAGAUUAUCGAGAUCCCCCUUGGUCUUCUGAAUCUUACCAGCUCUCUAAGCAAUACUGGUCUAUUCUAGCUGCCAGACUUGCCUUUGUUAUCUUCUUCCAGAACCUGGCAAUGUUCCUCAGUAUGCUGGUGGCAUGGUUAAUUCCAGACAGUCCUCGCUCUCUGAAAAACUGCCUGAAACGUGAGAAAGCCUUGCUGCUGGAGCUUUUACUUAGUGAGGAGGCCGAGAAGCAGAGUCGCCAAUCCCAGCGCCAUGCCAACAUCAACAUAACAAUUAACACCCCAGAGGAGGAGCCCAUAAACCAAGACUGCAGUACAGAGUCACAGAGCGAAGCGGCUAAGAUGCUACAGUCCACAAACAGAGAAGGUAAACAUGAGAUGCCAGGAGAAGAACUGGAAAUUACUACAAGUGAGACACUCAACCCUGACAAAACUUCAUCCCCUGAAACCAUGCUCAGCUUGCAUUCUAUUCAACCCAUCACAUCAGAACAUCAAACGAAUCAGUCAGACUUUAAUCUGAAAGGGCCUCCACCUCGAGACCCAAGCUCCAAGUCUAGGAGUCGCUGUCGAACCCUUCCUCCAAGACAGAGAGCUGAGCAACCCACAGACAGCUCAAACAGAGCCAGCCAUUCUACUAGCUUUGUAAAUUUCAGUGAAAAGAUUCCACCAUCACACAGUGAGCUCUUGCGUAACGUUCCCAGCGUAUCAUUACUGCCUCCGUCUAAAAGAGGUCUCUCCAGCAACCCCAAGUUUAUGUUGUCAACAGAGCUCUCUGACAGCCAGUUAUCAGUGUUGUCAUGCCCUCCUUCCAAGACAGAACAGUUCGAAGCAUUGCCCAGCUCUCCACCAGAGCAGGAAAACACAAGCAGUCAACCAACAGUGGCACGUUCAACUUCCAAGCCUGAGGUUUUGCCACGGCCCCCAUCUAGACAAGAACUUUCUGGAAGUAAAUCCGUUGCACUACCAAGACCCCCAUCAAAGUCUGAGCUUAUGGGAAACACUGCAAAAGGACUUCCACUCCAAGAUACCACUAUUAGAGCCAAGUCUCGGUGUAAGACUCUUCCUCCCAGGCAACGGAGGCCUGAUGUAGUGGAAAGCACAACCAGAGCCAGUCAUUCCACCAGCUUCACACAUAUCAGUCAAAAGACUUCUUCAUUAGCCAAUGAGCUGCUGCCCAACCCUCCUGUGUAAGCAUGAACAGACUAAGCUGAGUUGAACUUAACCAUCUCCAUUAACCCUUAACCAACCACCUUUUUCAGUGCAGACAACCCAGGCAGUCAAUAACUCAUUAAUGACUUAUUUAAGACCCACUGGAAUCAGAAAGCUCAAGAUUUAUUGAGGUUAUUUCUAUCAGCUUUUUCAGGUUUUCAGCUCUAUCAGGUUAAAUGUGGCAGGUCUUUGAGGAUGCUAAGUCAUACUGGGUAUUCUGUGUUUUGAUGUGGUGCUAAGAGAUGCACCAUGAUUCUGCACAGAGGAUUUUGGGCCAAAUAUAUGUGUAGCUUAUUAAUGCCACAAUAAGCAGUAAGACUAUUUUGCCUGUACAUAAGGAAUUGAAUUCACAAUGUAAGACAUUGAAUUAUGCUGACUUAAGUACCAUAAAACUGUAAAAAUCUAACACUGUCUACUUGCAAUGUACUAUAUUAAAGCAAUGUGUUUAGUAUUAGUUCAGUGAAAAAAAAAAUCAAAUUACAAAAUAUAGUAAUUGUGUAAAUAAAAUGAACAGCUGGGAUUUACAAAU
Trichomycterus rosablanca is the source of this 4333-nucleotide messenger RNA. RefSeq names its product anoctamin 2a (gene ano2a). Gene Ontology annotation, molecular function: protein dimerization activity; intracellularly calcium-gated chloride channel activity. NCBI's taxonomy places the organism in Eukaryota, Metazoa, Chordata, Actinopteri, Siluriformes, Trichomycteridae. The transcript has 26 exons. Gene Ontology annotation, biological process: chloride transmembrane transport. The coding region runs from base 31 to 3786 and encodes 1251 amino acids. The record is from RefSeq and is a predicted model, not a curated record. Gene Ontology annotation, cellular component: plasma membrane.